AACACACCAAAAUAAAAACACCAAAUGCAAUAUGAGCUUAGAUACAAUCUCUUCAAGUUCUUCAAGCUCUUCCUCCUCAAGUAUAACUGAUGAAAUUUAUGAUCACAUGGUCAUGAAUUAUAUAAAUGAGAGUCAACGUUUACUUGCGAUGCAAAAGUCGGUGCUUGUAGCUGUUAACAAUUCAGUACAACAUGAUAAUCAAAAACGUCCAAGAAAACGAAGGGAAACUGUGCCUAGAAAUCGUGAAGCGGCUCACGACAAUCUAGUUGCAGAUUACUUUAGUAAUCAACCGGUAUACAAUGAUACCGUAUUUCGAAGGAGGUUUCGUAUGAGGAAACCCUUGUUCCUUGGGAUUGUGGACGCAUUAAGCGCAAGUAAUCGCUAUUUCCAACAACGUCCCGAUGCUACCAUGCGUCUUGGUGCUUCACCCCUUCAAAAAUGCACCGCGGCUAUACGUAUGUUAGCUUAUGGUUGUUCAGCUGAUCAAGUAGAUGAAUAUCUAAAGCUUGGUGAAAGUACUGCUAGAGAAUGUCUUUCACAAUUUGUCGAUGGAGUUAUUGCUCAAUUUGCAACUGAGUACCUCCGCAAGCCAACACCGGAAGAUAUGCAGCGUCUACUAAGAGAAGGGGAGGCUAGAAACUUCCCCGGCAUGCUUGGCAGCAUUGAUUGCAUGCAUUGGGUAUGGAAAAAUUGUCCAGCUGGAUGGAAAGGAAUGUAUCAAGGCCGAUCUAAAACGGCCACUGUUAUCUUGGAAGCGGUUGCAUCUAGGGAUUUAUGGAUUUGGCACGCCUUCUUUGAGACUCCUGGGUCGUGCAAUGAUAUUAAUGUACUACAACGUUCUCCGGUGUUUGAUGAUACAAUAAGUAAUCGUGCUCCACAAGUUCUGUUCACAGUUAAUGGAAACACUUACACAAAAGGAUACUAUCUCACCGAUGGCAUUUAUCCAAAGUGGUCGACAUUUAUAGAUGCGGUUACGGCCCCUCAAACAGCCAAGGAUACGUUAUUUACUAAACGUCAAGAGAGUGCGAGAAAGGAUGUUGAACGUGCUUUUGGUGUGUUACAAGCUCGUUUCGCAAUAAUCAGGAAGCCUGCUUUGGCAUGGACUGUAGAUCUGUUGUGGAAAAUUAUGAUGACUUGCAUCAUCAUCCACAACAUGAUUGUUGAAGACGAGCGUGAUACAUAUUUAAAUUAUAAAGAUCCACUCGAGUUUGCCGAUGAACAGCCUGAGAAUAUGCCGGGGUCGUCCUCAACUAGGAAUGCAACAACAUUCACCGUCACUCCCGAACAUUAUGAUCCAGAUAAUUUCGGUACAUUGAUAGCUUCGAGAGGGGAGAUUCGUGAUAGAAAUGUCCAUAUGGCUUUGAAGAACGACUUGAUCGAGCUUUUAUGGGCACAAUCUAGGAGGUCGGAUGAAAAUUAAACAUUUUAGUAAUUUUUAAAGUUAUGUUUGUUAUUUUUUCUUUGCGUGUUAUUUUAAUCAACGUAAGUCAUGUUUUUUUUAUUCGUGUCGUUUAAUCUUUGUAUUUCAUGUUGUUAAUCAAUGAAUUUUAUGUUUUAGAAUUCGUCUCGUUUAAUUAAUGUGUCUAAUUAAUAGAAUGAUCUACAUAUUAAUUAUUAUUAACAACAUGUACACCAAUAAUAAUAAUAAUUAAGUUUAUUAAUUCCCCUCAAAAAAAAUAUAUAUAUAAUUUGAAAAGGGAAUAAAUGGUGGGGUAUAUGUAAGUAGGAGAGAGAAAGUGGGAAAGGAUACUCAUGGA
Amaranthus tricolor (Joseph's coat) is the source of this 1757-nucleotide messenger RNA. RefSeq lists its product as uncharacterized. The transcript has a single exon. NCBI's taxonomy places the organism in Eukaryota, Viridiplantae, Streptophyta, Magnoliopsida, Caryophyllales, Amaranthaceae. The record is from RefSeq and is a predicted model, not a curated record. Bases 32 to 1420 code for a protein of 462 amino acids.